AUGGAUUUGGAGUACCUAGAUGAAGGGUUUGAACCCAGGAUGGUAAAAGUGGCGCGAUUGCGUCGUAUCCUGGUAGAAAAUGAUGUGGAGUUUGCGAAUGGACUAAAGAAGGCAGAGCUGUGUCAGCUGUUUGAGAAGCACAUAAGGCCCAAAAGAGCACAGUUAUUACGCAAAAGUGAGAGCAAAGCCGGGAAAGAUGAAAUUGAGCGGGCCACACCCACAGACUCGAGUCUAUCGCUCGACGUUUCUUCGUCGGAAGAAAACUCUGCGUUUUCCAAUGUGAACGACUUUCAGAAACCUGCGAAAGCGACCAAAAAAACGUCCAGAAAACGGAAAGUCGAAGAAGCAGAAGAGGGCAGCGGAGAGAGUUCUCGUUCAGAGGCGCCAAAGCUUAAAAAACGGGGCAAGAAACGGGCUACAACUCCCGCACAACAAGUGGAGGGUUCAUCAUCGAAGCCAGUAGCGGGAUCACCGCUUGUGGAGAAAGUACGCACAAAGAGCCCCUUAAAAUCUUCGCCUCACAAGUCCUUGGUGAUCGACAAGUUUGAGUCAUCGUCGUCUUCAUCAUCGUCGUCACCUGGACGGCCUUCUUCCUCGAAAGCGGACAUCCUGGAUUUCUCUCUCAAACGUAGAACGGCAUCACCAGAUUUCUCAAAACUCAAAGUAAGUCCAGAAUUUGCUCAACAAUUGGCCCAGGCCUCCUCAUCCGCUCCUCACGAUACUCCAGUUAAAAAUCGCAAAUUUGAUACGACGAAGAGCCCCGCGGAGGCUUCGUUUCAGGAUCUGCCUUCAUUUUCUGGUGCUCAAGGUGAUGCAAAAGAGAAGAAACCAGAAAAGAAAUCUUCUGUAUCUUCGACUCCUUCAAAAACUCCUUCCAGUUCAGAAGCGUCUUCACCAGAGGCCGACACAAAAUCUUCGAAACCACAAGAAACUAUCUCAAAAGUUGAGACUAUUACCGCAGAAGAAGAAGCAUCAGAAUCUGACCAAGAUGAAAUCAAAGAGGCUUCUGUGUCCGUAGACGAUGAAACUAUCGAAUCUUCGGAAGCCGAAGACAACGACGAAUCGAUAGUCCUUGAUGAUUUAGAGCGUGACGUUAGCCAUCCUCACAUUUCGACCCCCGAAUUGGCGACUGAAGACGACGUCAAAGAAAUGGAGAAAGAAGUGGAAGGGCAAUCUACAGUCCAAGAUACGAUUAAAAGCGCCCAGACUGUAAAAAAGUCUAGAAAAUGGGCUAAAAAGCUUGCGAUAGGAAUGUGGAAGAUUAUACUAAACCUAAUGAUCAUGAUCCCAAUUCUUUUCGGUCUCUGGUAUCGUGAAGAAAGAAUACAAAUAGGUUAUUGCGGCUACGAAAUCAAUUUACCAACUUUUGAAAACCCUAACAACUUGCCAUGGUUAAGCCGAGCGGAAGAAUUUUUGGAUCAGCAAAAACCCAAGUGUCUGGCGUGCCCAGAGAACGCAAUUUGUUAUCCAUAUAUGAAGAUCAAAUGCAAACCCGACUACGUGGUUUCAAAAUCUAAAUGGAGUUUACAAGGCUUAUUUCCUGUUAGUGAUUACUGCGCCAAGGAUUCCCGGCGGGAGAAACUCAUCGCUGAAGUAAUAAACAAAUCAUUAGAGCUUCUCAGAACCAAGAAUGGAAAUGUCAAGUGUGGAGAAGGCUCGGAUGAUUUUGAAAGUGGCAUAACAGAAGAAGAUUUGUACAGAAUAUUUUACGAGUCCCGUGCACCAUCGAUUAAUAGUGAAGAGUUCGAAGAGCUUUGGUCUCAAGUAGUUGAAGACUUAAAAAGCGAACCUGAAAUAACCUGGAGGCAAUCACAAAACGUUGAAUUUGACCCUACAGAAAACAGCAACUAUGUCGUUGAAACCAAUGACGUUCCGGAACAGGAGGAAUAUCUUCACCACCACAACAAAAACGGGGUUUUUCGCUCGGCAUCCAAGAAAUACAUUGGUCUCAGAUGCAAAUUCGAAAGAGAAGUUUAUCAAACUUAUCAGAGAUUCAAAUAUGUGAUUUGGGCAGUACUGAGUCUCGUCAUCGCGGUCAAUACAAUUACGCGUAAGUUGCGCAUGUAUUUCAAGAGACAAGAAGAAAUUGAGCAACUAACGCGACAAGUCAUUGCCAAAUUACAAAAGAGCGCUAGAGACGCUCAAGAAUCAUCAUCACCGGCAUACUUGAGUACUGUUCAACUAAGAGACGUAUUGCUUUCCGACAUCGUGGAUUUGAAGCUGAAAAACAAAAUGUGGAGUUUGGUGGUGAAAAAACUUGAAAACAACAAUACUAAUGUCAAAAGCAGACUCAUGGAACUGCACGGUGAAAUCAUGAAGUGCUGGGAGUGGGUUGGCCCGCUUCAGGACUAG
Molecule: messenger RNA, 2352 nt
Organism: Lachancea nothofagi CBS 11611
Lineage: Eukaryota; Fungi; Ascomycota; Saccharomycetes; Saccharomycetales; Saccharomycetaceae
Source: the annotation of a GenBank genome assembly